This is a messenger RNA of Aplysia californica (California sea hare), 1597 nucleotides long. RefSeq names its product protein FAM166C A. The transcript has 4 exons. Bases 95 to 700 code for a protein of 201 amino acids. The record is from RefSeq and is a predicted model, not a curated record. Lineage: Eukaryota; Metazoa; Mollusca; Gastropoda; Aplysiida; Aplysiidae.
UACUUUAGCGGUUCUUCGGCAGGCCAUAAACAACUUGGUAACCAUAAGAGGGAAGGGGAUACGAAAGAGGCUUCUUUGAUACUAAAAAAACAAAAUGUCCCGUGCUGCUGGAACUUUGGUGACCACCAACAAUGCGACCUACAUACCGCCACGUUUCAUGCCAGGGUAUAGGGGAUAUUGCCCAACGAUCAAAUAUGAUUAUGGUGAAACAUAUGGAAACCAAACAGCCAAGUACUUUCAGGAUUACAGAUCUUCUGUGCUGAACAGUUCUGCUGAUCCCUAUUGUAAAGGUGGCUCUUUUCCAACUGUUUACACCCACAACCCUGACCUUGUCAUCAGCAACAGGACAAGAACCCAGGAUCGCUGGCUCCAAGCUCCCAAGUACCAACUGUCCAACGUGGAUCAUGACCGCAAAGAGGAGUUGUAUCAGUUUGAUAGACUGUCACAAGCACACCGUGAACACUACAAGGAUAAGAGCGGAACAGUCAAGAGCAUAGACUUCUACAGCAUACCAGCAUCAGCCCAAGAGCAGUUUAAGAGAAAUGUCCCUUUCCUUGUCCUGUCUACGAAGUACCGGGAUGAUAUCAACCUUCCUUUCUUGGAGCAUGUUGCACGGAGGAAACCUCUGAUCCAGAGGGGAGUUACCUCUUCAUCACAAAGAGAUCGUGAAAUGAGGGAUGUCAUAUUUGAGAAACGCUAAUUUAAUUUCCUUAUUAUCAUAACUAACACUCCUGCUGACUUUUGGAAAAGGGGCAAAAAAUGGUCUUCUAUAUUUGUUUGAGAGCUGGGAUAAACUUAAAACAUCAUAAAAUGUAAAUAGGAACAUCAGAGAACAAUCGUUCAACAUGGUUUUUAAGUAAGACUUAAUCUUGAGAGUACUGUGACUGGCUGAACAGAUAUUGGGUUUACUGGCAGGAUGACUUUCGCAAUAUAUAUAAAUCAGUAAAACCAAUGCUUAAAGCUAGAGCUGUUGACACAAAGAUGAGCUUGAUGAAAAUGACAGUGGUAGUAUGAGGAUUCACUCAACAAAGCAACUGUACAUACAUCUGUUUGUUUCCUGAUCUCAAAGUUGAGCCUGAAUGUAUUAAAUGAAAAGCCAAAAAAUAUAUUUGAAAAGUUAAAUACAUGUAGUGUUUAAGGGUUUUAAAAAUGUUUUCUAAAUUGAUGUGAAAAACGAUUCAGUACCAACUAGAAACUGCUUGUAAUAAACUCUUGAGAAAUAUGACUUGGCUUUUUCUUUCGAAACAAAUGAGUAAAAUUACCUGCUUUAUGUUAUAUGUUUAACUUUGACGUACAUGUUUUUUUCUUUUUCCAUUUCUUUUUAUUUUUAUUGCUUUUAUUUUUUUAUCAAGUGCAUUUCAAAGUGAAUAUAAGUGACUUUGAUUGCAAGCACUGAAGUUUUUUUCUGAUUAAUUUUACUUUGUGUAUUACUUGUCGUUAAAAUUAUUAUUCCUUUCAAUGAUUUUCUUUCGUUAUUUUGUUUCAAAAUUCGGCUGUGAUGCAUUGUUUUUAUGAUACUACAUGUCCUUAUUUUGUUAUAUUGGUCAAUCACAGAGUGUAUUCUAAACUGAUGAGCAAUAAAGCAAUCACUCUUUUA